GUUAUUUAAUUAAAUAUGAAACACACCUUAAAGAAUCAAAAUAACAUAAGUCAAACAUCAAUGAAUCAUUAUGAUAUACUAUAAUUUGAGAAUAAUAAGGAGAAUAGAUUAGCUAACAAAAUAUUAUCCAAUAUAGAAAGUAAGAUUUCAUUUGUAAGCAAAUUAAAAACAAAUGCAUUUGAAAAUCAAAAAAAAAUGAGUUAAGACACCUAAUAAGAAAAAGAAAACAAUAAAAUACUAUCAAAUCCAAAAAUAUAGUUUAAUUCUUAAACAAUUGUGAAAAAACCAUUUUGUAAGAUCACAAACAUUCUAGCAAUUUAUACAGAAGAAAAAUAAGAAUAAUAGCCAAAAAAAAUAGUAAAAAGUAAUUUAGAUUUAAAUUAAUUAUGUGAUUAAGAAAUUUAGAUUGGAAAUUUUAGGUUAGAAUCUAUAUUGGGAUAAGGUUCUUAUGCAACUGUAAGAUUAUGUGUUGAAAAAAAUAGUAAAGUUAAAUAUGCUAUAAAAAUAUAUGAUAAAAGUAAAAUAUCUGACAAUCAAAAAAUGAACAAUAUAAAAAGAGAAAUUUCAAUAUUAAAAAGAAUAAAUCAUAGUAACAUCAUUAAAUUAAUAUAUGCUAUAGAAGAUAGAAAAUCAGUAUGAAUUAAUAUAUCAUAGAUCAACUUAGUGAUGGAAUAUAUAUCUAAUUAGUCAUUAGCAGUGUAUGUGAAAUCAAAAUCAAAAAGAUUAUUACCAACACAAGAAGGCCUAUACAUUUUUUAAUAAUUGGCUAAUGCAAUAAAAUAUUUACAUAACAAAAAUAUUGCUCAUCGAGAUAUUAAAAUGGAAAACAUACUUCUUUUAACAGACAAUUAUGUUAAAUUAAUAGAUUUUGGUUUUUCAAUAUGUAUUUCAGAUAAUUAAAAAGUUAAUGUUUUUUGUGGAACUCCAAGUUAUAUGUCUCCUGAAUUGGUUUCAAAAGUAAAAAUAAUAAUAAUUUAGGUUCCUCAUAAUCCAAUAUGCUCAGAUAUUUGGUCAUUAGGAAUAUUAUUAUAUCGAAUACUUUUUGGAGAAUAUCCUUUUAGAGGGUAAAAUGAUAAAGAAUUGUAUAGAGCAAUACAAUAGAAUAAAGUUAAAUUGCCAAACGAUAUGAAUUAAAAUAUUGCUUACUUAAUUAAAGGAUGUUUAGAAAAAAAUGUUAGUUAAAGAUUUACAAUAGAUUAAAUAUUAAACAAUCCUUUAUUUUAAUAAACUGUGAAUAUAUAUGCAUUAACUUGA
Messenger RNA from Paramecium sonneborni, 1254 nucleotides. Lineage: Eukaryota; Ciliophora; Oligohymenophorea; Peniculida; Parameciidae. The record is from the annotation of a GenBank genome assembly.